UAUAUUCAAGAGUAACGAUAAUAUAAAAAGGGUGCUCCAGUUUUAUUCCGUACUGAUAGUUUAGAUAAUGGCCGUGUUCGGGUUCAGUUUAAUUGCUUUAACCGUGAUUACAUUAUGUUGUGCAUUAGAAUUAUCGACUUUCGAUAUAAAACCAGAGCCUAUACCCAUUUUGGGUCACUGGUGGGGUUCCGAAGCCGUUAACGACAACAACAAGAUAGUGGGGGGACAAGAGGCCUGGAUCGAGGACCAUCCGUACCAGGUUUCCUUCAUAGUGAACAACUCCUACUUCUGCGGAGGAUUCAUCGUGAGCGAGACAUACAUCCUCACGGCGGCUCAUUGUGCUCAGGAUGUGGACCCUACAACAGUGGUACUUCGAGCUGGAAGCGCCUCCCGGAAGAAUGGAACCAUAAUACCCAUAGCGGAAGUCAUUCCUCAUCCGGAAUACAACGAUCCUCCCUUCGAUAAGGACGUAGCGGUCAUGAGGACCGUGGACCCCAUUACCUUCUCUGACACCAUGCAGCCAAUACCACUUCCGAAGCUUCAACGACCUAUGAGAGGAGGUACUAAGAUCAUGGUGAGCGGCUGGGGGAGAAUGAAGCAAGGUGCGUCUAGCAUUCCUGAGAGGUUGAUGGACGUCGAGAUUCCCGUGGUGUAUUACGCGGCUUGCCUUGCAUCCUACCCGGGGAUUCUGACCCAAAACAUGUGGUGUGGAGGCAACUACUUCUUAGGCGGUCAGGGAACUUGUCAAGGCGACUCCGGAGGCGCUGCGAUCCAAGACGGGAUGGCAGUGGGCAUCGUGUCGUUCGGCCGCGGGUGCGCGCAGCCGCUCUCGCCGAGCGUGUUCGCGAACAUCGCCGCGCCUACCAUACGGAACUUCAUCGAGCAACAUACGGGCCUUUGAAUACUUUACUCUAAAUGGCAGUCUAGAGCUCGUCUAAGCUAACUCUGCGCUGGAUUUUACAGAAAAAAGUGUUUGAAGGUGCCAUUAUAAACGUCAUAUAUCUUUAAAGAAAUUUGACGUUUGGUAUACGCUUCCAAACUUUAUCAUUACAUAAUCUAUGCAGAGGCAUUGAAGUAUUAUUACUAAGAACCGGCACAGAGAACUAGUAUUUAGCGCCACAAGUUGUUGUUGCUUUAACAACAAACCAAAGCGAAGCGUGAAUCUCGCGACCUAAACGCGUAAGCGCCAUACAUUUUUAAAGCGCUUACGACGUUUUGGUUGUGUGGUAUAGGUUGCGAUUGCGACAAUUUCAUUGUUUGGUAUGGCAUCUCUAAUGUGCAGAGUUACGAGAUUAGUUCGACUCUAGUGAUUCCAUUGCCUGUAUUUUUAUCCUCCGGAUUACCAGUGUAUUUAAUAUUAGUUUUUAUAUAAAUGAAUAAUUAUACGACGUCAAUUAUAAUUAUGUUAAUAUGAUAUUGACAGUUUGUACUUUAUUGUCACAAAACCAA
Molecule: messenger RNA, 1449 nt
Organism: Cydia pomonella (codling moth)
Lineage: Eukaryota; Metazoa; Arthropoda; Insecta; Lepidoptera; Tortricidae
Product: trypsin-3-like
Exons: 5
Coding region: 68-901 (277 amino acids)
Biological process (GO): proteolysis
Molecular function (GO): serine-type endopeptidase activity
Source: RefSeq, a predicted model, not a curated record